This is a messenger RNA of Cynoglossus semilaevis (tongue sole), 2480 nucleotides long. Its product is annotated as angiopoietin-1. NCBI's taxonomy places the organism in Eukaryota, Metazoa, Chordata, Actinopteri, Pleuronectiformes, Cynoglossidae. The coding region runs from base 482 to 1603 and encodes 373 amino acids. Gene Ontology annotation, biological process: blood coagulation. The transcript has 7 exons. The record is from RefSeq and is a predicted model, not a curated record.
ACAGAUCCUGCACAUGCGCUAAUGCUCAACAUAUCCUUCUUAUGAUCCACAAACUCAUCCAAGCCGUCCUCGGCUCAAUAGCUCGGAGAGAUUACACAGCAUGUGCUGUGAAAGACAUGAUGUCGGUCUUUCAUGUUUUUAAUUGGCUCGUGUUUCUUUCAAUCGUUGAGAGUAGACGUUGUAUGACGAGAUGAUUGAAAGCCAUGAAAUUAGUGGUUACUAACGUCUGCUGUAGCGCAAGGAAAAUAACGGUUGGAGAGCAAAAACUGAGUAUUCACAGCAGGGAUUCAUACUACUCAAAGUCUUACUGUAUGUUUGGUGAACACUUGAGAAAAUGAAAACAAACUUAGUGGUUUUUAUAUGGGAUUUCAAUGUGAUUUUUUUCCGCCCUCCUACACCUAUCAAUGACAAGCCUGAGUUUUGGGGGGUUUUGACUCUGGUUCAACGCAGAUGUGUAUGAUAUUAGCACAGUGAGCACAGCAUGCAUAAUGUCCUCUUUAUUAUUCCUGUAUAUUGUUUAGAUGUGGUUGUUUUUUUUUUUUUUUUGGCACGGCAGGUCCUGAAUCAGACGUCCAGGCUGGAGAUCCAGAUGCUAGAAAAUUCUCUUUCCACUAACAAGUUGGAGAUGCAGCUGAUGGUUCAGACCAAUGAGAUCAGCAAACUGCACGACAAAAACAACGUCCUGGAGGAUAAGAUGCAGGAGAUGGAGCUGCGACACCGCGAGGAGCUGGAGACUCUGAAAAAAGAGAAGGGCAGUCUCCAGGUCCUGGUGGGUCGGCAGAGCGGGGUCAUCAGAGAACUGGAGAACCAGCUGAGCCGAGCCACGGGCAACAGCACGGCCCUGCAGAGACAGCAGCAGGAGAUGAUGGACACUGUCCACAACCUGCUGCACCUCUGCUCCAAAGACGGAGUUGUUCCAAACAGUACUAAAGCAGUGGAAGAAGAGAAGAGGUUCCGCGACUGCGCCGACCUCUACCAGGCUGGCUUCCGCAAGAACGCCGUCUACACCAUCCACAUCAAUCCACAAGAGACCAAAAAGGUGUUUUGCAACAUGGAAACAGCCGGAGGAGGAUGGACAGUCAUCCAGCGCAGAGAAGACGGCAGUGUGGACUUCCAAAAAACGUGGAAGGAGUACAAGACGGGUUUUGGCAGCGUCACUGCAGAACAUUGGCUUGGGAACGAAUACGUUUACCAGCUGACCAGUCAGAGGCAGUACGUCCUCCGUGUGGAACUGACCGACUGGGACGGACACCAGGCUUUCUCUCUUUACGAUCGCUUUAAAAUCGGCAGCGAGAAACAGAACUACAGGCUAUUCCUGAAAAGCCACAGUGGGACGGCAGGUCGACAGAGCAGUCUGGUGAUACACGGAGCCGACUUCAGCACCAAGGACAUGGACAAUGACAACUGCCUCUGCAAGUGCGCCCUCAUGUUCACUGGGGGUUGGUGGUUCGAUGCCUGCGGCCCAUCCAACCUGAACGGCAUGUACUUCACCCAUGGUCAGCACAUAGGGAAGCAGAACGGUAUCAAGUGGCACUACUUCAAGGGUCCCAGCUACUCGCUGCGAGCCACGGCCAUGAUGAUCCGGCCCCUGGACUUCUCAUAGUCUUCUAAACUUGUGAACUUUCGCCUCCUGCACAGAACGAUAGAGGAACGCUUCCUAUUUUAUCCUCUCCUCUCAUCUCAGUUUCGCUGGCCAUGGGAGUCGUCCAAUAAAUCUUGUAUUCAGCAUGGUCCAUAGCACCCUAAAAGCAGCUGCUACUGCUGUGCUACUGUUGCCUCGUAACCUUUCCUCCAUUUGAACCUUGAGUGCGGAGAGAGGCAGUGGCAAGAUAUGAUUUCAUCAUAUCUCAUCAGUUAUGAACUGACUUCUUUUAGGUUUACUCACUCCUGGAAUUGUGGACACUUCUGGUACCAAUAAAGUUCAGUUGGAAUCACAAAUUCUUUUCUUUCCUGAAGAUGUGUAAACAAAGAACUUGACCUUUCAAGAAGUAAAGCAGUUAUUGCGGAGCAGCAUUGCCUCUCAAACUGCAGGACAGGAAUCUAUUUGAAGGCUACAAUGACACAAAUUAAACAUUUUUGUAAAGUGUUGCUCACAGAUCUGUGACUGUUUCAAUGUAGUCAUUUGUUUUUUAAUGUAAACAGUAUCCAAAGUUAUUGUUUUUGUACUGUACGUUGUUAACUGAAUUGCUGCCUGCAUCGUUUAAUGUAACACAUGCUAACUUGGAAGGGUGACCUUGUAAUUCAUGUGAUGAUUUGUCGGAAAGUGUCAUGAGGUUCUCUUGCAGCAUUGGCAGAUGUAGACUUGCUGUCUCGACAAAGUGUGUUUAUUUUUAGAGUUCUAAAUGCUUGGUUAUUAUUGGAUUAGAUCCUGGACUCUGAUAAAUUUGGCCUUGUUGUUGGAUGGGAAACAUCUUGUAUUUGCCAAGGUUGAGACUGUGCCAUCACCUUACUGACCAAUAAAAGACAAAAAAGCAAGGACA